ACUUGGUAGAUGUGAACAUCCGACUGUGCUCUGGGCCACAGCCCGGAUAAUGAUAUGUGACUAGAGCAGGCGCGGUAACUACGCCGGUGUUAGCAGCUGGAGGCUAGCGGGUUUGUUAUUAGCGCAGGUCCGACAUCGAUGUUCGUCCCCGUCACUGGUUCCGCUCCUUCUCUCGGCGCUUCUCUGAUGUUUACGUGUGUCAUUCGUGAGUCUCAAAGAGAAUGCCUCGUUUUCCAGUUCAGUUCAUGUCGGUUCCUCAAUCAUUCAAUUCAAUCUAAAUGAAAAACUUUAAUCGAAAAUUAGAAGGGGGAAAAAUGUGAAUUAUUUUGCAAAGUUGAGUUAUCUUAAAUCGCUUUUGAGUCGCUUCACGCUCGGGCGUACGUAGUGAUGUAAGUAAAGAGUAUGACGCAGAACUUUCCAAACAUUCGUCCUCCGGCCCACCCCCCCAAAAAUGAAAGCUUUAAACGUCGCGCACACAAAGUUGAAGAGAAACAGAUGUUAGUACGUGUACGGGUGCGAGUGUGCGCUCGUGCGCGUUUGUGAGCGCAACAGCUGGAGGCGGACCCCGGGUCCCAACCUCCUCCCCAACCACACCUCAGACUUCCUGAGCUAGCGCUGAAGUUUUACACGUCCUUGGAGGGAUUAACUAGUUCAACACAACGGCAACAUUCUUGAGGACCGGAACAUCGUUCUGAAAGGGUCAAUAAGAACCACGACCAUGAGUGACACUCUCGAGAUGGAGUCUCUGUCAGACGCCGAAGACCCGGAGAACGGAGUUGUGGAGGAGCCGAUGAUCGAAGGCGAAGUCGUUUAUCCCGAGGAGUUUUUACCAACCUACCACAGUAUUACGGAAGGGGGCAGCAUCGCAAAAGUCCACCAGAGCGAGUUCAACCAGAAGCCCGACUCGCUGUUCUUCAACGAUGGUGAACGACGGAUUGACUUCAUCCUUUUGUACGAGGAUGAAGACAAGAAGGACUUUGAGAGAAGACACACGUACCAGCGCAAAAAGAGACGACGAGAAUUCUUCGAGGCAAGUCUAAUGAAGAUGGGCAUGGAGCUGGAGGCCACACGCUCGGUCCUGAAUGAUCAACUGAUGUUUGUGAAGGUCCACAUGCCGUGGAGUGUUCUGUGCACCUACGCUGAAGUUCUCCACAUCAAGAUGCCCAUCCAGCCCAACGAUCUGUCAUUACAGCCAUCGCCAUGGCGAUGUCUCCGCUUCCUCACCAAGCACUUCUAUCCCAGUGAAGACCUGAUCCAGAAAGAGUCAGAGUUCUUCACUGCACCAUUUGAGAAGGACCGGCUGGAGUACUUCUACGUCCCAGACCAGGACUCCUUUUUCACACCAGCUAUGAGGAGCAGGAUGGCCUUCUACAUCCUGAGUCGAGCGCCGUACGAGAUACGAGGCAGUAACAAGAAGUUUGGAAUCAAUAAGCUGCUGGACAGCAACGUCUACAAAGCUGCGUACCCUCUACACGACGGCAGGUUCAAUAUCAAGUCCAAAGACUCGGAGUCUGCAUGCGAGCGCUUUCGACUCUAUCGCGAGUGGGCUCAUCCCCGCAGUUUCUACAAGAUGCAGCCGCUGGACCUGAUCAGGAAGUACUACGGCGAGAAAAUCGGGAUUUACUUUGCCUGGCUGGGAUUCUAUACCAUCAUGCUAGCUCUGGCCGCAGUGGUUGGACUUGGGUGUUUCAUCUACGGAUACACAACUCAAGAAACCAGCACCUGGAGUAAGGAGGUGUGUGACCCAAACAUCGGUGGUAAGAUCAUCAUGUGUCCUCAGUGCGACCAGGAGUGUCAGUACUGGAGACUGAACACCACCUGCGAAGCCUCCAAGAAACUCUGCAUCUUCGACAACUUUGGAACGCUGGUCUUCGCUGUCUUCAUGUCCAUCUGGGUGACUCUGUUCCUGGAGUUCUGGAAGCGGUACCAGGCCGAGCUGGAGUAUGAGUGGGACACUGUGGAGCUGCUGGAGCAGGAGGAGCCGUCGAGACCCGAGUACGAGGCCAAGUGCAUCUACGAGAGGAAGAACCCUGUCACUGGGGUGAAGGAGAAGGUUCCAUUCACAGCGUUCGGGCGAUGUGUGCGGGUUACCCUGGGCUUUAGCACCGUCUUCCUCUGGAUCUGCCUCAUUGUGGCCUCCAUCGUGGCCAUUACGGUCUACCGCCUGGCCGCCUUCUUCGCCUUCUCAGCACAGCUUCGUGCUCAGAACCUCAAGCAGCUGGAGCCUCUGAAGGAGUAUGUGACGCCUCAGAUGGCCACAUCCGUCACUGCCUCGCUCAUCAGCUUCGUGGUCAUUAUGAUCCUCAACAUUCUGUACGAGCGUGUCGCCAUCUGCAUCACCAAAUUCGAGCUGCCUAGGACCCGCCGAGACUUUGAAAACAGCCUUACUCUCAAGAUGUUCCUCUUCCAAUUUGUCAAUUACUACUCUUCGUGUUUCUACAUCGCUUUCGCUAAAGGAAAAGUGGUUGGUUACCCGGGAGCACCCGUUUACCUGCUGGGAAAGUAUCGCAACGAAGAGUGUGAUCCAGGUGGCUGCCUGAUUGAACUCACCACUCAGCUGUCCGUCAUCAUGGGGGGAAAGGCAAUCUGGAACAACGUUCAAGAAGUUCUGCUGCCGUGGGUAAAGAACCUGAUCUUCAGGUUCUGCAACAGAUCCACGUCCCAUCAGGUGAUACCACGUUGGGAGCAGGACUACCAGCUGCUGCCCAUUCCUAAACUGGGACUCUUCUAUGAAUACCUGGAGAUGGUGAUCCAAUUUGGUUUCGUGACCCUCUUCGUAGCCUCCUUCCCGCUCGCUCCAGUUCUGGCUUUGGUCAAUAACCUGUUUGAGAUCCGAGUGGAUGCCUGGAAAUAUACCACACAAUUCCGGCGCAUUGUUCCCGAAAAAGCGCAGGACAUCGGGGCGUGGCAGCCCAUCCUUCAGGGCGUGGCCAUCCUGGCAGUGGCUACCAAUGCCAUGAUCAUCGCCUUCACAUCUGACAUGAUCCCACGUCUCGUCUACUACUGGUCCUUCUCUGUGGCCCCUUACGGGGGUCACACCCACAACACCAUGGAAGGUUUCAUCAACAGUUCCUUGUCCAUUUUUAACGUCCAUGACUUCACCGAUACCAGUCGACCCAACAUGACUUUAACGAACAUCACCAUCUGCAGGUACCGCGACUUCCGUUUCCCGCCAGGCCACCACCGACAGUAUGAGUUUAACAUCCUCUACUGGCAUGUUGUUGCUGCCAAGAUGGCUUUCAUCAUCGUCGUUGAGCACAUCGUCUACCUGACCAAGUUCAUCCUCUCCUACGUGAUUCCUGAUGUUCCGUACGCAGUAAAGGAGCAGAUCAAGCGCGAGCGUUACCUAACGCAGGUCAUCCUGCACGAGACCAACCUGAAGCUGGUGACCAAGAAGCUGAAGCCGCAUAGAGAUGAAGCGUUCACAGACACUUUAGAGAAAACAGACACUGAUGACUUUGAGAUGGAGUAAGUGGACAAAGGAACUGUGAGCGAGAGGAUCUCCUCCGCUCAGCAAAUUCAUAAUCCCUGUGACUUUCAUGUCUGAACCUGCAGUGGUUUCACUGACAAUAGCCACUAGCCGUCCGUCAUGACUGCCACUUUUACUGACAACAGUGUUCCACGGGGGUCAGUGUUGGCAUCUCUGAGUUGUUGUUUUUUUAUACUUAUACCCAUAUAUGGAAUAUUAUAUUGUUGCUUGUCUGUUACUAUGACAACCUGCGUUGAAGCCACUCCCAGUGUUACGUUGGCGACACUAUUAAUCUGAAACCACUGACUGUUUUUCUUGUUUCUUUACUAACACAAUGCUCUAUGUGUUGUCAUGGCAGCAAGUCUUGACUUUUUUUUUUACUGUGCCAAUA
Molecule: messenger RNA, 3860 nt
Organism: Synchiropus splendidus (mandarinfish)
Lineage: Eukaryota; Metazoa; Chordata; Actinopteri; Syngnathiformes; Callionymidae
Gene: ano6
Product: anoctamin 6
Exons: 20
Coding region: 719-3472 (917 amino acids)
Biological process (GO): chloride transmembrane transport; calcium activated phosphatidylserine scrambling; calcium activated phosphatidylcholine scrambling
Cellular component (GO): plasma membrane
Molecular function (GO): chloride channel activity; protein dimerization activity
Source: RefSeq, a predicted model, not a curated record